This is a messenger RNA of Lethenteron reissneri (Far Eastern brook lamprey), 1704 nucleotides long. Its product is annotated as zona pellucida sperm-binding protein 4-like. NCBI's taxonomy places the organism in Eukaryota, Metazoa, Chordata, Hyperoartia, Petromyzontiformes, Petromyzontidae. Gene Ontology annotation, biological process: prevention of polyspermy; binding of sperm to zona pellucida. The record is from RefSeq and is a predicted model, not a curated record. Gene Ontology annotation, cellular component: egg coat. Gene Ontology annotation, molecular function: structural constituent of egg coat; acrosin binding.
AUGCCGCUGUCAACUCCCCCACCCCCCCUGGCGCGCAGCGUGCUGUGCACGUGCACGUGUCACGCACGCGUCGCGAACCUGUGGAAACGCGUGGGCUUCCAAGACGCGCCACGAGAUCUCGAGACGCGAUGCCUUUCCACAUCACUGGGAUUCUUCAUCCCGAAGAGUGGCUCUGCCCAGAGGUUCGCGAUCAGAGUCCUGGAAAAUAGCAACAUAGCCACAAAUAUUGAGACUCUGCCAAACGAAUGCGGCUACAAGAUCGAAGAUGACGCUCGUGGGGUGGAGUUCAAGGUUAACAACGACGCUUGCUGCGUUCACACCAAGAACGGAAAGAGGACUGUGAAUAUUCAUCUUGAGGAGGCUGUGGAUGGGCAGACGACGCAAGUUUGGAGGUUCACCCUUGACUGUCCACUCAACCUGAGGUCGCUCAGAAUCGGCGAGUCUUCGGCCUGCGCGUCCACGCUCCCACACGUGCGCUGCGGUGAUGCCGCUGCUCGCUCGGACAGGGACGCGUGCUCGCGCAAAGGAUGCUGCUACGACCCCAUCCGACAGGUGUGCCUCUACGGAGAGGCAGCGUGCACCACGGAUGGCCGAUUUGUCAUCACCGUUUCCCGAAAUCUUACUUGGCCGCCGCUGAACCUGAGCACCGUGCACCUGAGCGGCGAUCUGCUGGGCUGUGGACCCGUGGUGCUGUCUCCAGACCACGUGGUCUUUGACUUUUCCGUGAACUCCUGUGGCGUGACGACGAGGUGGAACGAGGUGGAGCUUGUGUACGGAGCUCUGGUGACCGCAGAGCAUGAACUCUGCGUCGACGGGGACGUCGCGAUCACCAAAUCUUCAACCUUCAAGCUGCUGCUGGAGUGCAGAUUGCUUCGGACGGACGAUCGAGCAUUUCUAGGUGUCCAAGUCAACACGUACCCACCUCCGCUGCCCGCCACCGCAAUUGGAACUCUCUUCAUAGAGCUGCGAGUAGCCACUGACGGAGGUUACCUGGACUACUACUCGCAGUUCCCGGUCGUGAAGUUUUUGAGGGACCCCAUCUUCCUGGAGGUUCGGCUCCUGGACCACCCGGACCCGAGCCUCGUGCUGGUGCUGCAGGACUGCUGGGCCACGCCGACACUGGACCCCCUCAACAGCGUCCAGUGGAGGGUGCUGGACAACCACUGCCCUUUCACAGGCGACAACUUCCCGACGGUGCUGCACCCCAUGACGGAGUUCCCGGACGUGCCGCUUGCCACGCACCGCAAGCGCUUGGAGGUGAAGACGUUCGCCUUCGCCGUACCGCAAGGAAACGUUUUGCCCAACGGACAGGCGAACCUCUACUUCCACUGCCGUGCGUACGUGUGCCAAGGCGACGAUCGCUCCUGCGUCCCCGCCUGUCCUCUCUCAAGGUUGAAGAGACAAGUGCGUGAAGUCGUCCAGCGUGACCACUCGCUGGCCACGUCGAAAGGCGCCGUCCUGCUGCUGGAGAAGAAGCCAACCACCGGAGCUUCCACGCUGAGCAACUUGCUGAACUGUGACGGGCUGGGCUGUGCGGCGUUGGCGCUCUGUGGCCUGACUCUGCUCGCCAUCCUCUGCUGCACGCUGUUCGUCCUGGGCAGAGGCUACAUCCGCCUACUGAACGCCACGCGGCACCGUGGAGCCGCGCGGCGCUCCCGAGUGGCAACUUCUACUUGCAGCUGGAGCGGUGCAAGCGGUUGCUAA